AUGGGUCUAUUAUCGAUUUUCAAAAGUAGUCCUUCAUCAUCAUCAUCGUCAAAACAAACAAUACACAAUUCAACUACAACUACAAAAAGCAAUGUGCUGUCGCCUUCAAAUCAGAUUCAACCUGAUCGACCAUUCACGCCAAACCCCAAACUUGCUCCCUAUCCACCAAACUCUGAUCACGACUUCACUCCUACGUCCUCCAAAUUGUCCAGACCAACUAUACCACCGCCAUCACCUUCAACAAGCUCCAUAAGUUCCAGAAUCAAACCCUGGAAAAAGGAUAAAGACAAAAGUAAAUCCAAAAAAAAGGAAAUCGCACACGAAGACUCCAUUGGGACACCAUAUGAAUCAAAUUCAACUUCACCUCCCACUAAGUCAGGAUCAUUACCUGACACACCUAAAAUAAAUCGUAAAUCAACUUUUGAUAUACCUGUACCAAACUCGUCAUCACCGUUGAUAAAUUCAAUUUCAUUACGCGAUGAUCAUGGCCUUUCAGAACAUCUGAUCGACGAAGAUAGAUCAGAUCACGGCCGAUCUGAUUCGGGGAAGACCAGGAAAGAUAGAGUAACAAGUGGACAAUUUAGACAAGUUGGUGGUAUAUUAGGUCAACUGAAUUUCGAAGUUUCCAACACUUUAGCAACUUCACCUUCAAAGCAGGUCUUACCGGACAAACCUGAAGAGUUGAUAUCUGAUGGAAUCAGGCCCUCUGAGACGAACGAGUCACUUGUUCUCAUAGACCGAGAUGAUUUACCAUCACCGCCUACUCAUGUGGUAGAUGGAUAUCGGCAGGACAUAAUUCAAGCAAGUACAAGUAGUCAUGGUCAUGGCAUGGUAGAUGGAGAAGAGAACAGGGUCGAAUUACUGGAAUCCGCUGAAAAAAAGAAUAAGUUCUGGAAGAGACCAAGGAGAUCAAGUAAAACCACUGUUGAUUCACCUGAAAUAGACAGAUCUGGCUCGCCUACCCCUAGAAAAUCUUCUUCUCAUAACGACACUUCAGUCGAUUUGAUCUCAGCUCGUCAAUCACUUGAUGAAACCCAAAGUCUAGCACAGCCUAGGCCUCAGCAACUACGUAGACCUUCUUCCUCAUUUUUCCACAACCAUAACCCAUUCACGCGAUCUGUAUCACGAACAUCCCUCGCACUAGAUAUUGAUGGCCAUAACACCAAGAUUGACGACGGUUCUUUCCAACUAAAAGGGUUUAGACAUGUCUCUGGGAUGAUGGAAAUCGAAGGUCCAGGAGAGUUAGAAAGUUAUGUUACUCAUAUCAAGAAAGAGCCUAAUACAAGAUCACCAAUCUCUUCAUCAGAUAUAUUGACUUCACCUGUUAGCAUCAGCGACAACGAUCUUCCCCUACCUGUACCUAGUCCACCAGUAUCACACACAUCUAAUCAUAUUCCACUAUCAAGACCUACAAGUAUAUCCCAUUCGCUCGCUUCAGUCUCGGCCAUAACGGACGAAAAUCUCAUUCCGACGAACAAAGUUUCAUUGGCUGCUUUCCGUAGAGGUAUCAGAAGGCCAAGUGAAGUCUUCUCCUCCACAGCUAUGACUGCAAGUGAUUCGGGUCAUUACACAUCACCUCACAACCCACAGUUACCUCUGCAUCACAAUGACUACGAUGAUGAUGAUACACCACUCGGAAUGAUUGUGAGGAGGGAGCAGAGUUCACAAUCGCUAUCAAGUCUAAGAGGCAAUAAUCCGAUAAUGCCGAGAUCCGGUGAUGCGAAACCCAUUACUAUGUUUAAUAUUACCGAAAGGAUAUCUUCUCCUGCCCUGAACGAGUCUGGAACGGGUCUCGCGAUGCCCAGUGGAGAACAACAACUCAUUCCUGGACUUAUAGAUCGCAAAGAUACCACCAGUCCUAGUAUAGUCGAAGGAAAAUACAUACCCACGCCUAGUCCUAAUCUCUCUUCUAACGAUAUAACCCGUAGAGGUAGUCCCAAUUCAGGACUGGGUCAAGAUAUUCCUCGAAAAUCAAGCCCAAAUCCCGGGCUCAGUUUCACUGUUCAACGGCAAAAACAGAGACAUCAGAGGAACGGUGGUGGAUCAGGUGGAUUCGUAGUGAAAAGUGCUAGAUUGUCAAGGGACGACCUGAUACCAAAGACUACAGUUGGUCAAGUAGGCGAAACAAGACCAGAGUUAAAUACCCCUCCUGUAUCUGAUCUAUCUACUCCUAAUCCUGCAGAAUAUAUCUCGCCACAAAUGGUCACAUGUCAAGAGGAAUUCGAACCUAUCGAUGGGUAUUUCUCCCACUUAGCCCCUUUGAUACCUGACCAAUACACUCACACAAUCUCCGAACCGUCCAAUCGCUCUAAACCCUCAACAAACGUGGGUGUUGUUCGAACUGCCAGUCCAGCUCAUGCCCCUGGACCUCCAAUCGAAUCACUGUCUCUUCCUCAACCGGGUGAGAAAACCCCUGGAUCCUUGAAUCUUCCUCUUCCGCCCGAUCAGAUGCCCAACACUCCCCCUAAGCGACCUUCAGACCUUCCCAGCGCAGCUAACAGCACUUCGCCCAAUGCGAAAAAGAGAUUGUCGUUGCUCGAGGAUCCUAUUCGAGUCAUCUCUGGAUUAUGGGGAUCACCACCUCCCACUGAAGACGCGUUCGAUCCUGAUUUUGUUGUAUCCUCGAUGAACGUUUUAGGGGGAGAUAUGUCACCCAUACAAAGUACACAAGGAAGGGAGAAAACACCUCCCCCGGCACUGGAUGACGUCGCGAUCGGUAGCCUGGAUGUCGGGGAGAAAAUCAGAUCACCUUUAGCAGAACGAUUGGCAGGAAUAGCUCAGAGCACAAGUAUAGUUAAUCUCUCCAAAACUUCCUUGACUAAAUUGCGGAUAGAAGACGAUUAUGCAACGGAGAUAAUCAAAUCACCUAUGUCAGAUCCAACUUCAUCUCCUACAAAUAAAGCUGCUCCUAUUCCUGCUAACAAGGAAAACUUUGCAUCAAGCUUUGCUAGAGCCAAAAGGCCAUCAGAAUCGCAAGCCAAAUUGCAAGAAAUGGAAAGUGACGAAAGUGAAGGUGAAACUGUGGAAAGUUCAAGUACUGCUCCUCAAGCUAGGAUCGGUUCCAAAAUAAGAGCUGAAACAUCAGGUAGAAAGGUACCUCACGGCCCAAGGAAACCUUCUAUUGUAAAUAGAAAGCGAAUCACAUCGAUACAAAGUACCGCAUCCGCCUCUUCACAGUCUCAUCCUUCGUCAGAUCUCAAACGGACUCAGGGCGAAGGUGACGACGAACCAUUGGGUACACUGCCAAAGAAACCUUCACAAAGUCCUUUAGCUACAAAGACAAAUGGAUAUCCAUCAUCUCAAAUAAGGGCCCUACAAAGAUCUGAAAGCUAUAAUAAAACUUCACGAGUGAAUGGAAUGUCAACCUCUCCUGGAACUCAACGACCUAAAACUUUAAUUGAGAUAGGACCUACGACACAACCUCUCCGAGAUCGAUCUUCAGAUUCCAACUCCAACAAUCGAUCGUCUUCUUAUGAAACGAGAAGAAGCACGACUUCAUCACUUCAUAGUAGAGCUCAAACUCAUCAACGACAACCUUCACGUCCCCCUUCAGUAGACAGAACCAAAUCAACUACUCCCAGCGUACAGUCAAGAUCCCCUGCCAGGACGUUAAUCAAGCUUCCUAAUGAACGGGAAAGUGGCCCAAUGAGGAAAUCUGCAAGUCCAGAUAGUUCGAGAUCGGUCACUACAGGUGGAAGCAGUGGGAACUAUCAACCGCUGACUCCGAGAGAUAAUAGCGAAGCUAUCAGAAGGUUAAAUAAUAUCAACGAAAUCCCUAUCAAUAAUCGUCAGAAGCACACAAAGGAGGAUCCCAUUCAAGGAUUACAGCAUUCUGAUAGACAACGAUCCCACUCGGCUAUCGGACAAUCCCAGAAUCAAUCUCAGCCUCCAUGGAACAAUGGAUAUGAUCAGCAUCACUUCGGAAUGGGAAUGGGUAUGAUGCCGCCGCAGAUGAAUAUGGGUAUGGGUAUGGGAGGGAUGGACCCGGAAGCUAUACGUAAUAUGAUGAAACAACAGUGGCAAAUGCAAUUCAUGGCUGCAGCCUAUCGUGCCUCAGAGGAAGAAUGGGAAAAGGCUUCUGCUGUUUCUGGUCAAACGAAUCAUACAUUACCUGCUUCUUUCGGACAAGGUCAAACUCAGCAAAUUCAGCCUAUGUGGGGCAAUAUGAAUGUAAACAUGGGAAUGGGAAUGGGCCAGCAGUUUCCUAAUUCAUCCAGUAUAAUGAAUGGUGGCAGUAUGGGAUAUGGUUAUCCCCAAGGAGGAUUCCCACCUUAUGGGUAUCCAAUCCCACCACAAACCUCAGUUGGCGGCGGAGGAGGAGGAAUGUACUCUUAUGGAGUUGGUGCCCAAUCGGUUUUCGGAGGUGAAUUCGGACCACCAUCACAAAGAUUCAUACCUCAUGUACCUCCAAUGCCCUCCGACCCACAACAAAUGGUGAAUCCCAAUCCAGCGCGUAUCAAUCAUUCACGAGGUCGAAGAAGCUCAGCGACUAGAUCAGUUUAUACACCUUCGAACCUAGGAACAGCAACAGGUGAUGGUCAAAAUAGUCCGCCUCCACCUAGUAGUUGGGGUAAGAGGAAUAGUAUAGGUUCAGGUGAUUGGUCAAAUUUACCUCAAAAUCAAAAUCAAGACCAAAAUCAAGCUCAAAGUCAACAGGGAGCUGGAAGAAAAGGUAGACCACAAAGUCAAUUCAUCAAUUGA
This is a messenger RNA of Kwoniella shivajii, 4701 nucleotides long. RefSeq lists its product as uncharacterized. The record is from RefSeq and is a predicted model, not a curated record. Bases 1 to 4701 code for a protein of 1566 amino acids. Lineage: Eukaryota; Fungi; Basidiomycota; Tremellomycetes; Tremellales; Cryptococcaceae. The transcript has 4 exons.